AUGGCUGGUGGCAACAAGUGGGUACUCAUUUAUCGCACAAUAUCAAUCAAACUCAUCCAAUCCAACGUCACCGACACCAACUGCUUCAUCCAACAGCUGAUCAAGAACAAGAAACUCGUCAACCCAUUCAUCCAGCGGUGCUUAGAAGAUUGUUUUGAUCUGUACUCUGAUGCGAUUCCUUCUGUGGAGCAGGCGAUGGAGAAUUAUGAUUUGGAGAGAUUUGUGGAUGCGAAUGUGGAAUUGAGUUCGGUUAUGGAUGCUGCUACGACUUGUGAAGAUGGGUUUAAAGAGAAGAGAGGGGUUGUUUCGCCAUUGACGAAGAGGAAUGGUGAUACUUUCGAGCUCUCUGCAAUGGCGCUUUCUAUUAUGGGUAUGCUUCAGACUGGUUCACAGUAUUGAUAUCUUCAUUCUUUUCAUAUUUUCGUUAGAUUAUUUGUUGUUAAAUUAUCCGUUCUGUUUUAUUUUGAUUCUCAAUAUUGAGGAGUCGUAGUUUUGAUUUUUAAUUAAAAAGUCAGA
Molecule: messenger RNA, 516 nt
Organism: Camellia sinensis
Lineage: Eukaryota; Viridiplantae; Streptophyta; Magnoliopsida; Ericales; Theaceae
Source: RefSeq, a predicted model, not a curated record